CUGUGGAAAGUAGUAGAAACAGUGAAAAAGGUCGCUCUUUUCUUCGCCCUUGCGCGCACACAAAUCAUUCGCCCCUCUCUCUACCAUGGCCAAUUCCCUUCUUCUAGGGUUUCUAGGGCUUGCGGCGCUCCUCCUCCCCUUCGGGGCCGUCGCCGCUGCCUCCUCCUUCACGUCGUCUUCUGCCGCCAGUUCCAUCCACGACCUCCUCCGCGCUUACGGCCUGCCCGGGGGGCUCCUCCCCCGGGAGGUCGAUUCCUACACCCUGGAUCGGCCGUCCGGCCAGCUCGAGGUCCGGCUCGGCCGCCCCUGCUAUGCCCGGUUCGAUGGAAUGGUCCUCUUCGACAGCGUGGUCCGGGCCAAUCUCACCUACGGCGGCCUCCGCGCCCUGGUCGGCGUCUCCCAGGAGGAGCUCUUCCUCUGGCUCCCCGUUCGCGAGAUCCUCGUCUCCGACCCCUCCUCGGGCGUCAUCCUCUUCGACAUCGGCCUCGCCCACAAGCAGCUCUCCCUCUCCCUCUUCGAGUCCCCACCGGACUGCAGCACGGGCGAGGAAGGGGAAGGGCUUUCCGGCCCCAGAGGUGGUGACCAACCACUAAAGAUGGGUUUUUGAUGAAGGUCUUGAGGUGAACAUAUAGUCUCUGUUCCUGUCUUCCGGGUCGAUUGUAAAUGAUAACAGGAUUGCUGUUUCUGUUCUAGUAGUGCUUUUUCUCUUGCCUCAUAA
This is a messenger RNA of Musa acuminata AAA Group (dessert banana), 718 nucleotides long. RefSeq lists its product as uncharacterized. The coding region runs from base 86 to 607 and encodes 173 amino acids. The transcript has a single exon. The record is from RefSeq and is a predicted model, not a curated record. Lineage: Eukaryota; Viridiplantae; Streptophyta; Magnoliopsida; Zingiberales; Musaceae.